UUUCACGCAAAACCAUUCAGGGGGAGCGUCCAGCCCUGACGAGACUGGCCAGCAGGGCGCGAAUGAUCACGACCGGCGUCUUCGGUGUUGUCAUGGUACUGGUGCUGGUGAUUUUAAUACCCUUCCUGGUGAACUCAGCUGGGACCUCCGCGAGUUAUGAAAUGCUCGGCGCCUGUAGGAUGGUGUGUGAUCCGUAUGGAACAAAGUCUCCAGCAUCUGCCUCAGCCAACACCGCUCGUGAUAACCACUUGAUCCAGUCUCCACCGCCGUAUGCUCGUGGCCCUAAGGGCGACGGAGGGCGCAUAGGCAGGAUCGGCCCCAGAGGCCAACCGGGACCACCGGGUCCACCUGGGCCACCGGGAGAACCAGGACCCCCUGGAUUACCUGGACCAUCGGGAGACAGCGCAGCAACCAAUGGCAUUAGCGCAGCGACAUACAACACCGUGCCCAAAAUCGCCUUUUACGCAGGGCUUAAAAAACAACACGAGGGGUACGAAGUGUUAAAAUUCGACGAUGUGGUCACUAAUCUUGGCAAUCACUAUGACCCCACCACGGGCAAAUUCACCUGUUCAAUUCCAGGAAUCUAUUUCUUCGUGUACCACGUACUGAUGCGCGGGGGUGAUGGAACCAGCAUGUGGGCUGAUCUUUGCAAAAACAAUCAGGUUCGGGCGAGCGCAAUUGCACAAGACGCUGACCAGAAUUACGACUAUGCCAGCAAUAGUGUAAUUCUGCAUCUCGAACCCGGGGACGAGAUUUACAUCAAACUGGACGGUGGAAAGGCUCACGGUGGGAAUAACAACAAGUACAGCACCUUCUCCGGCUUCAUGAUUUAUGCCGAUUAAAACGCAUUCUUUCACAUGUUCUCGAACACAAGGCAACAACUGGAAACAAAUACUGUUUGACCAACAGCUGUAUCGACACCCUGCCCUACCCAAAUGUAAACAUUCUUGGUCGAAACUCAGAAAGGUUUGGUAUAUCAGACGCACGCAUGAAUUACAAACGUGUGCCCAUUGUUACGCUGAGAUAGGCUACUUGAAACAGGUGCAUCAAAUAGCGUAAGACAUAUACCAAAAGUUUUUAAUUAGUGCAGUCUGUAUAGAGAAUGACUCCUGUGGUACA
Messenger RNA from Sardina pilchardus (European sardine), 1119 nucleotides. RefSeq names its product complement component 1, q subcomponent-like 3b (gene c1ql3b). The coding region runs from base 63 to 842 and encodes 259 amino acids. Gene Ontology annotation, molecular function: protein binding. Lineage: Eukaryota; Metazoa; Chordata; Actinopteri; Clupeiformes; Clupeidae. The record is from RefSeq and is a predicted model, not a curated record. The transcript is spliced from 2 exons.